This is a messenger RNA of Triticum dicoccoides, 2396 nucleotides long. Its product is annotated as glyoxylate/hydroxypyruvate reductase HPR3-like. NCBI's taxonomy places the organism in Eukaryota, Viridiplantae, Streptophyta, Magnoliopsida, Poales, Poaceae. The coding region runs from base 69 to 1061 and encodes 330 amino acids. Gene Ontology annotation, cellular component: cytosol. The record is from RefSeq and is a predicted model, not a curated record. The transcript has 2 exons. Gene Ontology annotation, molecular function: glyoxylate reductase (NADPH) activity; NAD binding; hydroxypyruvate reductase [NAD(P)H] activity.
CAGAAAAGGAGAGUGAGGUGGCCACCGUGGCUUGGUUACCAGUGGUUGCAACUCUCGAGCUCGCAACCAUGGCGGCAGCUAGCGGCAAGCCUGCCGUCCUGCUGCUCCGCCCCGUGGACGCGCCCUUCGCCGCCGCGCUGCGCGACCGCUUCCGCGUCCUCGACCUGUACGCGCCGGGGCAGGCCCUCCCGGCCCUGGCCUUCGUCGCCGCGGCCGCCGCCGUGCCGGAGCCCCCGCGCGCCACGGUCAUCUGGGGCGGCGUGCGCGUGGACGCCUCGUUCCUCGACGGCGCCCCCUCCCUCCGCUGCGUCGUCAGCACGGCCGCGGGGCUCGACCACAUCGACCUGGCCGAGUGCGCGCGCCGCGGCGUCGCCGUCGCCAACUCCGGGGAGGUCUACUCCGCCGACGUCGCCGACCACGCCGUCGGCCUGCUGCUCGACGUGCUCCGCCGCGUGUCGGCGUCCGAGCGGUACGUCCGGCGCGGGUCCUGGGCGGCGCAGGGGGACUAUCCUCUCGGAUCUAAGCUUGGUGGCAAACGUGUUGGCAUCAUCGGCUUGGGGAACAUCGGCUCACGGAUUGCAAAGAGGCUUGAAGCUUUCGGCUGCAUCAUCCACUACAACUCGAGAAAACCUAAGGAUUCGGUCUCUUACAAAUACUUCCCAAAUGUCCAUGAUCUUGCUGCUGAUUCAGACGUGCUCGUUGUCGCAUGUGCACUGAACAAGGCGACGCGUCACAUCGUGAACAAGGAUGUGCUGGAGGCCCUAGGAAAGGGCGGUGUGGUCGUCAACAUCGGCCGAGGAGCAAACAUCGACGAGGCCGAACUGGUCAUUGCACUCAGGGAGGGAAAGAUUGCAGGCGCGGGCCUUGACGUCUUUGAGCACGAGCCCAAGGUGCCCGCGGAGCUGUUCUCCAUGGACAAUGUGGUUCUGUCACGCCACGUGGCGGUGUUGACGGAGGAGUCCAGGUCGGACCUGUGUCUGCACACCAUUGGCAACCUUGAAGCCUUCUUCUCCGGUCAGCCAUUGCUCACUCCGGUGCAUGCUGAUUCUCUAGUGCAGUGAACGUGAGUUAGCAAAUCUGCACCACAACUUUUGUUGGGUGCGGAGUAUGUGCAGAUGUGUGACACGGUGCCUGCUGCUCCAUUUACACGGACACGCAUUGCAGGAGCUGAUACCAGUGAGGUCUCUGCUCACCAUGAAAAAAGAAAAGUUCACAACAUAGAUGAACAUGCAAGGCAAACCACUGCAGAAAUCAGAAAUAGUGCCAACAAAAGUAAUGGAGUUGCUUCUUCUAGUACUACUCUCUGUUUGGCCUUCUGUUGCCGUUGUACACUUUUUUUCACAUGAACAUUCAGAACACAAGAAGCAAAUUUGUGCAGCAUUCCCAACACAUGAACAUUCUGUUGUCGUGAGCACAUUAUUUCUCGCAGACUGAAGUUCAUUCAGGCCGAUCGCAGACCAAUUAUAUCCAGAUAAAUAAAUGGUGCUCUUGUUUCAGAGCUGCACAGGGCUGAGCAGUGGCUUCCCUGCGAAGAAGGCGUCGAGGUUGGCGGCACGGCGACGAGCUUGAUCGUGCUGCGGAUGGACUCCGGCGUGGCCACGGCCCUGUGGCCCGACAGCACCAUGUUGUCCAUGGAGAAGAGCUCAGGCGGCACGGACCACGCCGCAUGUGCUUGGCUUCCAUCCCCAACCGUAAGCCUCCCGUUUCUCUACCUCUCCCGCGGACUGCUCGCCGGAGGUGAGUGGUCGCGCCAGCCAUGCCUGCGCCCAUGACUAUCGACCUCAACGCCACACCUGUGGCCGGCGGGUUGUCCACCGGGGGCCAAAGGAAAAAUAGAUGAACAUGCAAGGCAAACCGCUGCAGAAAUCAGAAGCAGUGCCACCAAAAGCAGUGGGGUUUCCUUCUAGUACUACUCUCUGCCUGGCCUUCUGUUGCCAUUGUACACUUUUUUCAGAUAAACAUUCAGAACACAAGAAGCAAAUUUGGGCAGCAUUCCGCUUGCUGGUUGCAGAUUGCAGUUCAUUCAGGCCGAUUAAUCACCAGAGCACAACAGUGGAUGAUCGCAGACCAAUUUUAUCCAAUCAAUCAAUGGUGCUCUUGUUUCAGAGCUGUGCGGGGCUGAGCAAUGGCUCCCUGCAAAGAAGGCAUCGAGGUUUGCAGCGACAAGCUCGAUCGUGUCGCGGAUGGACUCCGGCGUGGCCACACCUUGGACGUUGACAGGCUCUCUCUCUCAAGGUGCGAUUGCAUGACAAAAAGUGGAGUAUAUCUUAUUGUUUCUUUUUCAUAAAAUAUCUCACUAUUUUAGCCUAUUUAUUACUCCCUUUAUAAAUACAUAUAAGAGCAUUUAGAUCACUAAAGUAAUGAUCUAAAUGCUCUUGUAUUUCUUUACGGACGAA